AUGAGUAAUUUGUCAACGGAAACACCAACAGCAGCAGCUGCGCAUGAAUGGCUCCAAUCCUUCCACCGCAUGGGCGAUUCCCUUUCUCCUGAAAUAUGGGUUGAGACUUUCUACGCCCCCGACUGCACAAUGCAGUUCCUCGGCCAGCCACCAGUGCAUGGCCACGCCGAGAUUAUCGCGCAUUUCCGGCGCCAGUUCGCCCGCCUCGAGAGCAUGAAGCAUACUAUCCGCCAUGUUGAUGUCACACACGAUCGCAUCUAUCAGGAAGCCACGGUCACCUAUGUCGUCAAGGGAGAUCCUGAGCAGCGGCCGAUCGAAGCGCACGGCCUUGCUGUUUUUGGAAAAGGGGUAGAGGAGAGCCAGAUUAAGUUCUUCACCGUCUAUCUCAAUUUGGGGUUAUUGCGAGAGAGAAUGACGGAGAUCUUGGGCUGA
This is a messenger RNA of Penicillium nucicola, 432 nucleotides long. RefSeq names its product nuclear transport factor 2 family protein. NCBI's taxonomy places the organism in Eukaryota, Fungi, Ascomycota, Eurotiomycetes, Eurotiales, Aspergillaceae. The record is from RefSeq and is a predicted model, not a curated record. The coding region runs from base 1 to 432 and encodes 143 amino acids. The transcript has a single exon.